GCGGAAGGGUAUGUCUUUCAAAAAAGUCAUCAUGCUGCCGGCUGAGGAUUGGCGGAUCCCAUGUAAAGGGCGGGGCUAACGAUGUCGCCACAGAUGAGGGGUGUGCGCUCCCCGUCCCCUCCUCCCCGGGCGCGAUCGGCGCUCUCCGCGUGACCCGGUCACGUGCGCCGCCUCCCCUCAGUCAGCCAGAGGCGCACGAACUCUACCCCGCUAUCUUCCCGUCAGGCCGUGCUCGGCUGUGGCUGCUCGGGCGGGAGGCGCUGUUGGCGCCGCGCUGUGGCCGUGAGGGGAAAGCGCCUCACAGGACCUCCCCGUCCUCCUGCGGCAGGUGCGCCCUCACGGCGUUCCUCAGCACCUCCCCGCCGUUCUGAGGGGGCCAGGAGUGGUUCCCUCGCCUUCUCUCGGCUGCGAUCUUCCACACACAGUUGCCCUGUUUUCCUUCAGUUUUAUUUGAGUGAGAUCAGCAGUAGAACAUGAAUGACAGAAGGCAUCAGUCUCUAUUCUUUGCCAGUCUGCCAGAUCUGCAGAAACUCUGUGCUGCUACAAUAACACUGAGCCCCCAUUUAUCAGAAAGCGAGAUGAGGAGCACUCAGAUAAAAGUCUGCAGACAGCUAAUAUUCCUGUAUCAAGACAUCCUUUCUGCACCUGUUAUUGGAACAUUAAAUCAAAUUUCAGUUGUCAUGGCGAUACCAUUCUACAAAUCAGGAUUAUGUGAAGCAUAUGUAGAGAGACAAGGAGCUACUCUGGAAGCACCGCAAAAAGUUAAUCCAGCCAUCCUCCAAACCUGUCUCUCCUACACACUUACAGCCAGACUUACACCUAAGUGGAACAAGGCUGGUCAUCUCCUAGUGCAAGGAAGAGAUUUUUUGUCUCAAAUGGGAAGGCAAAAUGCAGUCGUUCUAGACAUCAAUGUAUCAGAGGCACAGCUUUGCAUCAGUGUGGAGGCCUGCUCAGUUCGGUUACCGCCCCCCAAGCUGGAAGAUUUUGAUAUUUCGGCUAACAUCCUAAAGCUGUUUGAGAGCAAUGAAAACACAGUUAUUGACAGUCAUUCCAUAUUAACUAACUGGUGCUAUGUUUUGCCAAGCAUGAAAAUGGGUCAGAUCAUAAACAUCAGCCGUAGAAUUCCUCCAGAAUCUCCUUUCCACUCAUAUGAAGAAUUUCAGAUGCACUGGAAGAAUCUGUAUGGAUAUAUUCUUCCUGAGGAUAUUGAUGAGAAAGAAAUAUACUUGAGUGUUUACUUCAAGCCAAUAGGGGAAAGGCUAUUUACGUACCCUCUAAGAUGCAUUCGAAGUCAGCCAGUGCAGUAUUUCCCUAGAACAGACUCGGGAAGUGUGUUGAACUCUUUUAUUUCUGAUGUGAAGGCUAAGUUUUCACAUCUGUGUGGAUUUCCAGUAAGGAUGUCAAGGAAAGCACUUUAUGCUACACAGGAACUCUCCCGGACCCCAGCGUGUGUAAGGUUUUUGUUAUUUUUUCUUAAUAAAAAUACUAGUGGCAUGUAUUCUGUUUCUGAUUUGAAAUAACCUUUGUCAUAUUCAGAACUCAGUGACAGCAUGAAUGCAUACUUUUUACAAUGAUCAAGUUAUUUUUAAUAAAUGUGUAAUGUGUCAUUAUUUUACAUUGUUAUAUUGUUGUUCAGUUGAAAAAUACAUUAAAAAGGAAAUUAGCAUUAGAAUUA
Meleagris gallopavo (turkey) is the source of this 1675-nucleotide messenger RNA. The record is from RefSeq and is a predicted model, not a curated record. NCBI's taxonomy places the organism in Eukaryota, Metazoa, Chordata, Aves, Galliformes, Phasianidae.